Rattus rattus (black rat) is the source of this 5404-nucleotide messenger RNA. It is a transcript of the gene Srpk2, whose product is annotated as SRSF protein kinase 2. The transcript is spliced from 16 exons. Gene Ontology annotation, molecular function: ATP binding; protein kinase activity. Gene Ontology annotation, biological process: regulation of mRNA processing; spliceosomal complex assembly; protein phosphorylation. The record is from RefSeq and is a predicted model, not a curated record. The coding region runs from base 203 to 2341 and encodes 712 amino acids. NCBI's taxonomy places the organism in Eukaryota, Metazoa, Chordata, Mammalia, Rodentia, Muridae.
UGCCUCUGGAGCGGCGUCCCUUUAUAGCACCAUUGAAUCCGAGCCCCGAACAGAAGUACUGUGAAUCCUGUGGCCUCAUUCUGAACAAAAGGGAUUAGGGAAGAAAAAUCUCUUGAUAUAAGGCUUGUAAGCAAGGGCGGGCAAUCUUGGUUGUGAAUAUUUUCUGAUUUUUCCAGAAAUCAAGCAGAAGAUUGAGCUGCUGAUGUCAGUUAACUCUGAGAAGUCGUCCUCUUCAGAAAGGCCGGAGCCUCAACAGAAAGCUCCUUUAGUUCCUCCUCCUCCACCACCGCCACCGCCACCACCACUGCCAGACCCCGUGCCCCCAGAGCCAGAGGAGGAGAUUCUGGGGUCAGAUGAUGAGGAGCAGGAGGACCCCGCGGAUUACUGCAAAGGUGGCUAUCAUCCAGUGAAAAUCGGAGACCUCUUCAAUGGUCGAUAUCAUGUCAUUAGGAAGCUAGGAUGGGGGCACUUUUCCACCGUCUGGCUGUGCUGGGAUAUGCAAGGGAAGAGGUUUGUCGCCAUGAAAGUUGUAAAAAGUGCACAGCAUUAUACAGAGACAGCCUUGGAUGAAAUUAAAUUGCUCAAAUGUGUUCGAGAAAGUGACCCCAGUGACCCAAACAAAGACAUGGUAGUCCAGCUAAUCGAUGACUUCAAGAUCUCAGGCAUGAAUGGGAUACAUGUCUGCAUGGUCUUCGAAGUACUUGGUCACCAUCUCCUCAAAUGGAUCAUCAAGUCCAACUAUCAAGGCCUCCCAGUCCGCUGUGUGAAGAGUAUCAUUCGACAGGUCCUUCAGGGCUUAGACUAUCUACACAGCAAGUGCAAGAUAAUCCACACUGACAUCAAGCCGGAGAACAUCCUGAUGUGUGUGGACGACGCGUACGUGCGGAGAAUGGCGGCCGAGGCUACGGAGUGGCAGAAAGCAGGUGCUCCUCCUCCUUCUGGGUCUGCAGUGAGUACGGCUCCACAGCAGAAACCUAUAGGAAAAAUAUCUAAAAACAAAAAGAAAAAGCUAAAAAAGAAACAGAAGAGGCAGGCUGAGUUGCUGGAGAAGCGCCUGCAGGAGAUUGAGGAAUUGGAGAGAGAAGCUGAAAGGAAAAUCCUAGAAGAGAACACCACCUCUGCAGAAGCUUCCAGUGAGCAAGAUGGAGAAUGCCAGCCUGAGGUGAAACUGAAAGAGGCCGAGUUAGAGGACACAGCUGAGGAAGAGACAGCAAAGGACAAUGGUGAAGUUGAAGACCAGGAAGAGAAAGAAGACACAGAGAAGGAAAACACUGAGAAGGAUGAAGAUGAUGUUGAACAGGAACUUGAGAACAUAGACCCUACGUGGAUGGAGUCCCCUAAGGCCAACGGCCAUAUUGAAAAUGGCCUGUAUUUACUGGAGCAGCAGCUGGAGGAUGAAGAGGAUGAGGAAGAUGACUGUGAAAACCCCGAGGAGUAUAACCUGGAUGAACCAAAUGCGGAGAGUGAUUAUACGUAUAGCAGCUCCUAUGAACAAUUCAAUGGUGAAUUGCCAAACGGACAGCCUAAGAGUCCAGAGUUUCCCACACCACUGUUUUCUGAGCCCUUAGAACCUGUGGCCUCUGACUCUCUGCUGUCAGAGGGAUCACCACUCACCGAGCAAGAGGAAAGCAGUCCAUCCCGUGACAGAAGCAGGACAGUUUCAGCCUCUAGUACUGGAGACUUGCCAAAAACAAAAACCCGGGCAGCUGACCUGUUGGUGAACCCUCUGGAUCCACAGAAUGCAGAUAAAAUUAGAGUAAAAAUUGCUGACCUGGGAAAUGCUUGUUGGGUGCAUAAACAUUUCACAGAGGAUAUCCAGACACGUCAGUAUAGGUCCAUAGAGGUUUUGAUAGGAGCAGGCUACAGUACACCUGCAGACAUUUGGAGUACAGCAUGCAUGGCAUUUGAGCUGGCAACAGGAGACUAUUUGUUCGAACCGCAUUCUGGGGAAGACUAUUCCAGAGAUGAAGACCACAUAGCCCACAUCAUAGAGCUGCUAGGCAGUAUCCCAAGGCACUUUGCUCUGUCUGGAAAAUACUCCCGGGAGUUCUUCAACCGCAGAGAUCACAUAGCAUUGAUCAUUGAACUGCUGGGGAAAGUCCCUCGAAAAUACGCUAUGUUGGGGAAAUAUUCCAAGGAGUUUUUCACCAGAAAAGGAGAACUGCGGCACAUCACCAAGCUGAAGCCCUGGAGCCUCUUUGAUGUUCUUGUGGAAAAGUAUGGCUGGCCCCAUGAAGAUGCUGCACAGUUUACAGAUUUCCUGAUCCCAAUGUUAGAGAUGGUUCCAGAAAAACGAGCCUCAGCUGGCGAAUGCCUUCGGCAUCCUUGGUUGAAUUCUUAGCAGAUUCUACAAAUAUAGCAUUCUGAGCUAGCACAUUUUCCCAGUGCAUUGGACCUAAACAGUGGCUCUCAUUCUUUAACAGGAUUACAAGUGAGCGGGCUCCACCCAGACCUUUGUUUUGCUUUGAGGUACUGUUGUUUGACACUUCGCUUCCUGUGCACCACGGUCCUGGGGAAGGGUGGUCUUUGUCUUCAGCUAAGUAGUUUACUCGCCAUUUUCUUCUGGAAACAAUAACAUGUCUCUAAGCAUUGUUUCUUGUGUUGUGUGACAUUCAAAUGUCAUUUUUUUUUGAACGAAAAAUACUUUCCCCUUUGUGUUUUGGCAGGUUCAUUAACUAUUUAUGAAGACACAUUUUAGCUGAGUAUUCUAUAAUUUACACUCUUAAGAAAUUAUCAGUUGGAACCAAGAAAGAGCAAGGAAAUGUACAAUGUUAUCUUCUGGCGAAGGGAACUCACUCACCCCUGUAUUAUAGUGUAUGUAACUAUUCAUCUGCAUAGAUAGGGCGAGGAGUCCCACGCAGAAAGCUGCCCAGCCCUGAGUGCUUCUUAGCCUCCAUGCAUGUUUCGGGUUCCCACUGCUUCAAGAAGUUGCACAAACUUUUCAUUCCAUAGCAGUCCGAGUGGCUCUGGAUUAGGUGCCAUGCCCUCUGUGGCCCAGCAAGAGAGAAAAACAUUAAAAUUGACACUAUAAUCUAGCAGUUCCAUUUGUAUUUUGCAUAUUUUUAAAACUAUGUUUAAAAACAUGUGAUGGCCCAGUACCAUCUAGUGUUGCCUCUUCCCAGCACUGUAAGUUAAAUACGUUGUUUAAAUUGGACGAGAGAAAUAUGUUCAGUGUGUGGAAUGAAAAAAAUAAUAUAUUUUCGGCAAAGCAUGAUCAGUGUUUGUUUAAAACACAAGGUGUGUUUCUACCGUUUGCAGCGCAGUGGACAGAACACGCCUCACGGCUUACAGGUAGCCGUGAUCAUGUUCAUUCCACCGGCAGCUUUCCUUGCUACUGCGGCUCCCCUUGCCUUUUCAUUACCGCCCAUGAAUGAGAAGGUCAUGUCCCCUUUGCAGAGCGCAUACAGUUUUAGUUUAUGCAUUUCCUUAAAAUUAACUGUAGAAUCCAGGACGCAGACAUUAGUAGGCAAUACUAUUUUAGAGUGUCUCAUAGGAGGUGUAUUUAACCUCUUUUAGAAGUCAGUGGAUUGAAUGUCUUUUUUAAAAAAUUUUUAUUCAUUAAGGUGCCUCGUUUUUUUUCUUGACUUUGUCCAUUAACAUUUAUCCAUUUGCCUUUGCAAUAAUUAGAUUGUGAAAAGCUAACAAGUGUUGUAACAAUAAUCCUUUGUUUGGGGUGCUUGCACUUGUCUUAAAAAUUAAAGUGUUUUGGGGUGUUUUUCCAGACAUUGCCUUGGUUAUUGCCCUGCAUUGAAGAGUCAGAAUCAACAUACACUGCUGUCAGUAGAGCGCCAACAAAGCUAAGGAGGUGCAGAAUGGAUUUCAUGAGCCAGGCUUAGUUAUAUGUUUCAUCAUAAGUGGGGGGCGUUCUCCCCUGCCCCCAGUCUUUCCUUCUGGGGACAAGACACAUAUCCCUCCUAGGAGUUAACUUCAUUCCGUCACACACUGCAGUGAGGCAGGUACCACUCAUUCAUAAACUGUGCAUGCUGAGUUUUUCUGAUGAGCCUGUGGGUUUCCUUGUGGAGCCUGUGUUAGAUGGUGGCUGUUAAGUCAUGGUUUCUAUAGAAACAUUCCUAUAGGAACCACAGAGUAUGUUUAUGUCUUCCCUACCUCUGAAAGAACUUUUAGUUUUUGAAUGAAAUUUGUCUAAUGCAGUUAGAAAUGUCAAGUUGGAAAAGAAAGCUAGAAUAUUAACCUUGGUGACUCUAUCAGAUUCUUGGUAGCAGGAUGAUAAAGAAUUAAAGGUUGGCUGUGGUGGUGCACGCCUUUAAUCUCAGCACUUGGGAGGCAGAGGUAGGAAGAUCUGAGUUUGAGGCCAGCCUGGUCUGCAGAAGUUCCAGGCCAUCCAAGGCUAUAUAGUGAGAUUCCAUAUUGAAAGCCUAAAAAAAAAAAGAGGAAGAAGGAAAUGAAUAAAAGCUUAAAGUGAACCGCUGGUUAUCUGGAACAUGAUAGUCAACUCAGUCUUUUUAGUGGAAAGACCCUGUGAAAUUUUUAUGGACAAUUAGAAGCAGUGGGUCUUCUAUGUGACUUAAACAGAUUCAGAAGUAGCUAAUCUCAAAAUCCGCAGAACUAUACAGAGACAAAGUGGGCAUUAGGGAAUUUGAAAGAAGUAUACUUUUUAGAUGAUAUCUGCUUGUUUUUCCAUGUUCCCUGUACCGUGCGUGAUUUAACAGGUAUGAGUAAAACUUUUAUUGGAAUAGAAAACAUGUUCAGAUUAUUUUUCUUUUCUUGUUUUUUGAGGCAAGUUCUCAAGCCAUGGCCUUUAACUCAGAGAUCUGCCUACCUAGGCCUUCUAGCCCCCUCCCGUCCCUCGCACACGCACACGCACACCCUCUCUCUUUCAAUUAAGUUUGUAGAGUGUGUCCAUUAAAGAUUCUAUUUAGUUGAUGCCUUUCAGUUUGCACACGAGCUUUCAUUGUGGAAUUACUUUAUAGCUGGGCAACUUGGAAAGUCUGUGGACAGGUGAUUUUACAGAUGAACACUUCUUUGGUCUGUCUGAAAUUAUCAAGGAGGAACAGUGUGAACCCAUCCAGUUUUGAGACUAAGUUUCUUUAUUAAAUGUCCUAAGGUGAACAUUGGCAAGUCAAAGAUGGCAUGGUAACUGGUGUUCUUCAAAAACUUGAAGAUGAUUGGUUUUAAGCCCUGAAUGAGCUGUUUCUCAAAUACCACCAAAGUUAACUUUCAAAUGGGAAUUGAAUGAUAAAACAUGAUUUAAGUCACUAAAUUUUAGAGUUUACUGUUUUUCCUGAUGCAUUUUACAUACACACACACACACACACACACACACACACACACACACACACACACACACAGUGCCCAAUUGUGUCACAUAUUUGGAAGGUAAAUAGGGUUAAGAAGUCACAACUGAUGUAUCUUCUUUCAGUAAUAAAAUAUUCACUGAAGAUCA